Messenger RNA from Adineta steineri, 2352 nucleotides. The record is from the annotation of a GenBank genome assembly. Lineage: Eukaryota; Metazoa; Rotifera; Eurotatoria; Adinetida; Adinetidae.
AUGCCACUUAAUGGUUCACAUCCAAUUAUAGUGCUCAAUGUAACUGGCUUAAGUUUGCCCAUAUACCUUUAUAUUGAUAAUAAUGGUGACAUAUAUGUGAGCGACAAAGGUAAUCACAGUGUUUUUGUUUUUCGAUCGCAUUCAACUAAUAGUUCAAGAGUAGCUGGUACUGGAGUCAAAGGAUCUACCAAUGAAACGCUUGAUGGCCCAUAUGGAAUAUAUGUCAACAACGUUGGAACUAUUUACAUUGCGGAUCGUUAUAACCAUCGAAUCAUGAAGUGGUUAGCUGGUGAAUCAUCUGGAGUUCGUGUAGCUGGUAAUGGAAAAGCUGGCGAUAGCUUAAUGCAACUUCAUUCACCAACAGAUAUCAUCGUUGAUGAAAAUGAAUAUAUGUAUAUUAGUGAAUCACUUAGCGCACGUGUAACACGAUGGGCUCCUAAUUCAAACUGUGGAACGUGUAUCGCUGGUUGCUCGGGAAAAUCUGGAAGUGCACCAUCUCAGCUAUGCGAACCACACUCUUUAGCGUUUGACAGCAAAGGCUCACUCUAUGUCAGUGAAUAUGAAAAUCACAGAGUGCAAAAAUUUCAACUUCUUAACUCUCCUAUUCCAUACAAUCAACCAAAGAUUGUUUACAAUAUAACAUGGGAUCAAUGUGGCAUCACUUUUGCUAACAAAUGUAUUCUUCCUACGAUGCCUCAUGGUAUUUUUAUCGACUCGAAUGAUACCAUAUACAUAGCUAAUUAUGAAAAGGAUCGGAUUCUAAUUCUACCUAAAGAAGGUAAUAUUCUCGAAAGAAAAUUAAUUGUUAAGCUGUUCAGGUACACAAGUUUAUUCGUCACAUUGAAUGGUGAUAUUUAUUUUGAGAGUGGCAAUGCACCUGGUCGAAUCGAGAAGUUCAAAUCGAAUUCAACAAAUAGUGAAUUCGUGACAAAGUUCUCAGGAAACUGCUAUGGUCUCUUUGUUGACAUUCGAAAUACUCUCUAUUGUUCCAUUCCAUUGGAACAUCGAGUAGUGAAGGUAUUACUAGACCGCGAUAUUAAUACAACGAUCACAACAGCAGGAACAGAGUUCCAAGGGCCAGAACCAUAUCAGCUAGAUGUUCCUUGGGGAAUAUUUGUUGACAUUAAUUUUAACUUGUAUGUGGCUGAUGCUUCAAAUCACAGAAUUCAACUUUUUCGACCAGGAGAAUUAAAUGGAACUACAGUGGCUGGAAAUAAUAUUCCAAAUAAUUUGACAUUACACAGGCCAACCGACGUGAUACUGGAUACCGAUAGUUAUUUAUACAUUGCAGAUAAUGACAAUCAUCGUAUUAUUCGAGUAGGAAACGAUACAUUCCAGUGUCUCGUUGGUUGUACUGGCAAAUCCGGAUCGGCAUCCAAUGAACUCAAUAAAACAUAUGGUCUUCGCUUCGAUAGGUCUGGUAAUUUAUAUGUUGUUGAUGAAUAUAACAGUCGCAUUCAAAAAUUUAGUGUUUCACAUAAUUCAUGUGUAGAAACUCCAACAACUGCGAUACCAACUGCUGAAUGCACAACAACUAUCUCGACUUCUGAAUCCACAACAACUAUCUCAACCCCUGAAUCCUCAACCACCAUCUCAACCUCUAUAUCCACAACAACUAUUUCAACCGCUGAGUUCACAACAAUCAUAUCAACCCUUGAAUCCACAACAACGAUCUCAACCGCUAAAUUCACAAGCAGUAUUUCAACCCCUGAAUUUACAACAGCUCAUUUAUCUGAAACUUCAGAGUACAAUCAUUCAACGUCAUUAUUUUUUGUUGCACCUUCAUGUGGAAAUUCAACAAACAUUGGUAUUAACUGCAAUGUAUCUGGCACUAUUUGUGAUAUGGGAAAUCAAUGUCUAAACGAUGGUAAUUGUACCAAUAUUAAGAAUAAUCAAGAUUAUGAUUGUUUGUGUCCACCUGAUUUUAAUGGUAAACAAUGUCAAUUCGAUCAACGACUCUGUAAAGAAAAUACUUGUUUCAACAAUGGUAUAUGUGACACAAUCUUGGACUCAACAUUUAAUUGUACAUGUGCACUUGGUUAUGAAAGUGUUUGUCGUCCAUUAUUACUUGGUUAUUCAUGUGAAUGUCUUAAAGGAAGUUAUUAUGGUGAACAUUGUGAAAUAACUACAAGACGAAUAAUUAUUUAUCAGAUUGUAUCAAAAUCAUUUGGUUAUAUUGCAAUUUUGGCAAUGAUAAGUGUAGCAAUGUUUAUUAUCGUCAUGGAUAUUCUAAAAUAUGGUUUUGGCAUUGAUCUAGCACGUCGAGAAGUCGAACAAAUACGACGAGAAAAACAAGCAAAAAAACGUAAACAAGUUACUCAGCGACUUAUUUAUGUUAAUGCUAUACCUUAA